Messenger RNA from Hyposmocoma kahamanoa, 1434 nucleotides. RefSeq lists its product as uncharacterized. Bases 1 to 1434 code for a protein of 477 amino acids. The transcript has 8 exons. Lineage: Eukaryota; Metazoa; Arthropoda; Insecta; Lepidoptera; Cosmopterigidae. The record is from RefSeq and is a predicted model, not a curated record.
AUGAGGGCUAAGGGCACCUUCGCGAACCCAGCAUCAAUCAAGGAGGAUAAAAUGCGUAGCAGAAGAAGACGGGCAGCAGUGUCUUCUACUCAUCUUGGCCAGAACUGCGAUCGCCAACCCGCCUGCCAAGCGUGGCGAUUAUGGCAAAACCCCAAAGAUGAUAUGUUCACACACCAAAGAAUUGGCUCCUACUUCCCGGCAGUCCUGCUCUUCCUAGUCACGGUAGCGGCUUUGGAAACAGGGCAUGGGGUGCGAAGAAUCCCCGGGAGUGACCCGGCUACCAUCAGCGACGACGACUGGACUUGGCAACCUACAACACGCGCACAUUUGACAACCGACGCAAAGCUCACAGAAUUGGAAGAAGCUGAGAAGCUAUUAGUUUAUGCUCAGACCUCGACACACCCAGAUGACGAGGUGGAGGCUAUGCAUGAGGAAAUCUCAAAAGUCAUGCAUAGCUACAAAACCCACUACACGGUUGUGAUGGGGGACUUCAAUACAAAAUUGGAAAAGCGUUACGGUGAUGUGCUGAGAGUGAGGGCCAAUUUGGAGUUGGACUACGGAACACCAGAGACCGGAUGUUGGAAAUCUCCAACUCGAAAAUGGACCUGGAUGAGUCCGGACGGUAAAGUAAAAAAUGAGAUUGACUUUAUCAUGUCGACGGAAAGGCCUAUAUUCAAUGAUGUCUCUGUGAUCAACACCGUUAAAACAGGAAGUGAUCACCAGCAUAUUAAAGAGGCCAUUGAGCAGAACAAAGGCUCCGAGGUGUUCGCGAGAGAUCUGUCUAUUGGGCAAAGUCAACUGACGAAGCUGAAAACUGAUGACGGUAGCAUCAUUUCAUCUAAGUCUGAAAUCCUGAAGGAAGUAGAAAGUUUCUAUCGACAGCUAUAUUUUACGAAAGCACCUGUUGAAAGCGAGGCUAAAGACGCCAGAGCCAAGCUUACCCGACAUUAUACCGAAGAUAUCCCGGACCUCAACCGGCACUCCUCGCUCGCGAACGCCCGCGACAUCCCCGGCGACGUCACCGGCCCUCUAAUUGAUGCGGGAUGUGAUCGCGGCCUAAAACGACCCAUUCACUACCUGCUUGGCAGCCCGCCGCGCAGGAAGGAGACUGCUCACACAAUAUCCUGCAUGUGGCCCAGCUGCCGGCACGGAAGAAAGAUUCUCUGCCCAGCAACCGCCACAUCGCACCCAGAAACACAACAACGCAUCAUCAUAAGAAGGGAAUUGGCUGAAAUCAACUCACGAACUAUCACCGGCAAAGUUUUGGAGUUGCCGCGAACGCAAAGGACAGACCGACACGCGGCACAGCACAGCACGGAUGCGGUCGCCGCGCGACUGCCGGACGACGUCGCGCCGACGCCGCGCCGACGCCGUCACGACCGCCUGCGGCUCGUUCCUACGCUACCGCCACUACAAAUGGACAAAUGCUGUUAA